Anisakis simplex (herring worm) is the source of this 279-nucleotide messenger RNA. Lineage: Eukaryota; Metazoa; Nematoda; Chromadorea; Rhabditida; Anisakidae. The record is from the annotation of a GenBank genome assembly.
AUGCAGUACACCAGAGCGAAGCCAACUCUGCCGGACCUAUGGCUGGCGGUGAGACGAGGCAAUGCCAGGGCGGUGAACGUGCUCAUUGAGCAUAAUGUACUCCAAGAAAAUGGUGCUGACGAGUUGAAUUUGGAUGAACAUAAGAAGAGAGUAAAGGAAUUGAUGCGAAGUUCACUCGAGAUUGAUGGUGAUAAUAGACGACGACGAGGACGUAUAUUGAUCGAUGAGAUGGUGAAGGUGUUUGUGGAUAGAGAUGAUGAUUUCGUGGUUUGUUUUUAG